CUUGUUCUAGAUUCUUCACGCGUGGGUUUAGGGUUUAGGCGGUUUUCUUCCUCUCGGCGCAAUGAGGCAAGCGGUGGGAGCACUAUUGCGGCAUGGCUGGAGGCGCACGAGAUCGUCCUCGUCGCUUCUGCAAUCGUUCCGGGCAGCCGAUUCUCCUCGCCAGCAAUGGCUUGCUUGCAUUCCUCCUCCGUCGUCACGGAUCUCACCGGCACAAUCGUUUCACACAGCCCAUUUUUCUUCUGCAGCCGUGAAUUCUUCCACCUCGAAAGAGGGGCGGCCGGGAUCGGCCGAGGAGCCCCCAGUGGAGGAUAAAACCGAGCCAGUCUCAAAGUCUGGGAAGGAUGAGAAGAAGGCGACAGGAAAAGCCGCCGCCGCCGCCAGCGGUGGCGAAGGUGGUGCUAAAGGCGGCGAUGGUGAGAGGAAACCGGGUGAUAAGCCGGGAGCUGCCGAUGACAAGAAAGUGCCCGAGACAGCCGAGCAGAAGCUGCUGAAAGAGAUCAGAAAGUUCGAGCAGCAGGUUCGAGAAAAGGACUCGAUUAUCGAGGAAAAGGAUGAACUUGUGAAGGAGCUCAAGGACAGUGUUCUUCGUGGCCUUGCGGAGCUGGAGAACUACAGAGAAAGGGCAAAGCGAGAGCAAGAGAGCUCUCGCAAGUUCGCCGUCCAGAGCUUUUCGAAGGAUUUGCUUGACGUUUCGGACAAUCUCUCGAGAGCUUUGUCGUCCGUUGGACAGCCCAAGGACGCGGAGGAAGCCAAGAAGCUCCUCGACACUCUUUUAGCAGGAGUGAAGAUGACUGAGAAGCAACUAAUGCAGGUUCUCAAAAAGUAUGGAGUCGAGCGAUUCGACCCGACUGGCGAGCCUUUCGAUCCAAACGUGCACCUCGCGGUCUGCGAGAUUGCUGAUCCCAGCAAGCCCGCCGGCACCGUCGCCAACGUUUUCAAGGUUGGAUACUUACUCCACGAAAGAGUUCUCAGGCCCGCUGAAGUUGCUGUAGUGAAAGCCGUGGAAGCUGCCGCUUAGAGAGAAAUUUUUGCUUGGCAAUAAGCUUUUGUUUAAUUUUGUUUCUGCCCUAACGGAAUCUAACUUGAGGACA
Molecule: messenger RNA, 1091 nt
Organism: Selaginella moellendorffii
Lineage: Eukaryota; Viridiplantae; Streptophyta; Lycopodiopsida; Selaginellales; Selaginellaceae
Product: protein GrpE
Exons: 5
Coding region: 62-1018 (318 amino acids)
Biological process (GO): protein folding; protein import into mitochondrial matrix
Cellular component (GO): PAM complex, Tim23 associated import motor
Molecular function (GO): protein homodimerization activity; protein-folding chaperone binding; adenyl-nucleotide exchange factor activity
Source: RefSeq, a predicted model, not a curated record